Messenger RNA from Cryptomeria japonica (Japanese cedar), 435 nucleotides. RefSeq lists its product as uncharacterized. Gene Ontology annotation, molecular function: RNA-DNA hybrid ribonuclease activity; nucleic acid binding. The transcript has a single exon. The coding region runs from base 1 to 435 and encodes 144 amino acids. The record is from RefSeq and is a predicted model, not a curated record. NCBI's taxonomy places the organism in Eukaryota, Viridiplantae, Streptophyta, Pinopsida, Cupressales, Cupressaceae.
AUGGACUGGGAUUGGAAGAUUAAACUGGCAUUUCCAAAUCUGCUCAUUCCACCGCUUUUUGGUAAGGGAUCCCUGAUGGAUCAGGGCAAUCCAAGAUUAGGUGUUAAAUGGGAAGCGCCAGAGCCUAGGUGGUUUAAGGUAAACUUUGAUGGUUCUUCUACUAGAAAACCGGGUCAAAGUGGUAUUGGGUGUAUACUAAGGAACUCUGAUAGUAUCUGUAUAAAAGAAAUCUCGGAAAAGAUUGGAGUUGCCACUAUCAACGAAGCUGAAUUCAGAGCGACUCUAAGAGGACUGCAGCUAGGGUUGGAGCUUGGGGUGCAGAGAAUUCAUCUGGAGGGAGACUCACUUCUUGCCACCGAGUCGUGGCUCUCUACAGUCAUUAUUGGUCUGUGUCGGUUUGCGCCCCGUGGCAAUUGGACAUGUGUGUACUUUUAA